UUUGCCUUGGCUUGUGUGUGGCAAGCGAAGCAAGAAGAAUGGUAGUUUCAGUAAAUAAGUAUUUGGGGUGAAUAUCGAGUGAAAGGAGACGAAACACGAACUUGGAACCUCGCCGUAUAAGUAGACAAGUUAAUUAAGAUAAUUGAGUUCAAACAUCCAAGAGAUCUGAUUUGUCACUGAGCCAGGGUGUGUCAGAUGCGUUAAAGUGACACAGAGGAGAAGACUUGUACGAGGACUAGGCAGCAAUGACAUGGGAAUGCGGCUCAGACGCAAGAGAAAAACAACAGUGUCCCGAGCACACCAUGGGGAGCAAGCUGAAGCCGGGGGGGGUCCGGCGGCACCUGAAGGAGAAGGUGGUGCAGAUGUAUGAGGAUCUCUUCCAUGGAGCUGAUCCCUGCAUCAAUAACUCCAGGUUCUGGGAGGAUCUCUUCCUUCUCAAGCCGAAGAUGUCUGCUUUAGAAGGUGAGAUCAGCCGAUGCACAUCCGACCAGCUGCUGGGGCUCAAGGAGAACAUCAAUACCCUCUUCUCCAAGUGUGUGCAGACCCUGUCCCACGACCAUCAUAUACGGGUCAUCAAUGCACUUUUGACCUUAUGCAGCCUGGUACGUGGACUCUACAGAAAAAUGCAGGGAGAUUAUGGGUUUGACUUCAUUAACAUUCUCAUAGGCUUUGAUUCUGCAGAAGAACAAAUGCAACUUCUCCUGAAUCAUGUCUCAAAUUUCCUAACAGGUGAAUAUUGUGACAGUCUGAAGUCCCUUAGCCUUAAGUUCUUGUUAGUUCUGGCCACAGGGACAGACAACAUCAGCCAAAACACUGUUCUUGAGUAUCUCACCAUCAAUUGCAACUUCGACUCCGUCAUUCAGCUGUUGAGCCAUUCAAGUACACGAAACCAACAUGGCCCCGAAGCAGUGCUGUACCUCAUGCUGAUGGUGAACUACCGCAAGCAUGAGAUGACCAAUCCAUACACCGUUAACCUCUCCCUCUUAGAUGAUGAACUCAUUUUAAAUGGCUAUGGUCAGGUAAUAACUGCAUCCUUGGCAGACUUUAACCAUAAAUAUUCAGCCCACUUCAUGGAACCACAUGGCUCUGGCUGGUUUGCCUCCCUCACAUCCAUGGUAGGAUCCAUGUUUGUGUCCGAGGAGAUGGCAACACGCAAUGAACACAUUAAUCUGGCCAAGAAAAUGAACAUCUUCCAGUUAGCACACCAGGUCAUGAAUAUUUUCAAUUUGUUCAUCACAUAUGGGGACACUUUCCUCUCAACACCAUCAAGCUAUGAUGAGCUCUACUAUGAAAUCAUGAGGAUGCACCAGGUAUUUGAGAACAUGUACUCCAUGAGCUUACGAUAUUCAAGAACAGAUGGAGAUUACAAAGAAAGUGCACAAAAGCUCACAAACUCACUAGGCAACGUCAGAUCAAUAAUAAAUCACUUCACCCCCAAGUUAGACAAAUGGAGUCAGGAACAUGGAGUAUCAACACUUACAGAAGAACAGGUUCUAGAGGUGGUCCGGAAUAACUAUGACAGCCUAACCCUCAAACUCCACGACAGUUUAGAUCAGUAUGAAAAAUAUGCUGAGAAGCCUCAGCAUGCUAAUUUCUUCACAAACAUGGUAAGAAGCAUACUCAGCGAUACAAGACAAAGCAUUGAUUUUAGCGCCUUUGAAAACUUAACAAUAUUACAAGAACUGAGCCAGUCAACAUAGAUAUUAUUACCUAGAUUUUGCAGUUGCAGUGGGGUGGCAAUUAAAUAUGGUAAGGUGAUUUUUCUGGAAAGGAGUAGUAUUCUGUAUGAAACAAGGAAUAAAUAGAGGGGACUUGUAAUAGGUGAUUCCAGACUUUGAAAAACAUUUCCCAUUGAAGAGAAUAAAGUAGUAAAUAAUAUGUAA
Molecule: messenger RNA, 1883 nt
Organism: Penaeus monodon (black tiger shrimp)
Lineage: Eukaryota; Metazoa; Arthropoda; Malacostraca; Decapoda; Penaeidae
Product: armadillo-like helical domain-containing protein 3
Biological process (GO): regulation of Golgi organization
Cellular component (GO): cytosol
Source: RefSeq, a predicted model, not a curated record